Rhizopus microsporus ATCC 52813 is the source of this 6397-nucleotide messenger RNA. Its product is annotated as ARM repeat-containing protein. The record is from RefSeq and is a predicted model, not a curated record. The transcript has 10 exons. Lineage: Eukaryota; Fungi; Mucoromycota; Mucoromycetes; Mucorales; Rhizopodaceae. Gene Ontology annotation, biological process: endocytosis; intracellular protein localization; retrograde transport, endosome to Golgi. Bases 59 to 6331 code for a protein of 2090 amino acids. Gene Ontology annotation, cellular component: Golgi apparatus; membrane; endocytic vesicle.
CUUCUUUUGUUCUUUUGGUCUUGUUCUCUCUCUCUCUCGUAUAUACACAUACACAGUAAUGCCACCGUCUUCCGGUCAACAGCAGCCGAAUAGAGCACAACAAGAUAUUCCAGACAUUUUUCUUUUAGAUGAACAGAAAAUACAGCCGAGUGAAACAACAGAAAAACAGGAACUCUAUGUCCUGCAGUGGUUGGCGCAGGUUGAAAGAGAGAGUAAAACAAUAGACGUGGAAACACUGAAAAAGGCACAGCCGGUACUUGAAAAAAGCUUGCUUCGACUUAUUUCACUCGCUUCAGCCAGACCACGCAGACCCAUUCGCUUUCUCAUCGGACGAUGCUACAUCAUCUUGUACACUCGAGGCGACACACGGACCCUAUUUGAUACAGUGACAGCACUUCAUAGUCUGAUUGCUGCUAAUAAAAAUAUUGACAAGGAGACAAAAAUUGCGGCUAUUUCAACAACAGGAGCUAUCAUGGGAGCGACUGGAUCGAAGGUUCUGUCAUUAUUUGCCGAGACAGCCACCUUGUUUUUAAAAGUGAUAAAGAAUAGCAAUAAUCCGCUCAUUUUACGGCUCGAAACCAUAGCUGCUUUUACUUUAUUGCUGAAAGGUGCCGGUAAAGCAGCAACUGAAUCCAUCUUGAAAGAUUUGAUGAAACAACUAAGACAUGGAUUGGUUGAUAAAGCCCUUGUGAUGCGAGCUGCUUCAGCACAGUGCUUGCAAUCUGUUAUUCAACACGCGUCUCAAUCAUUUACUCAAGUUGAAAUUGAAUCUCUCUUACAGCAUUGCUUCAAGGCAUUUGAAAACUCGACCUUUCCAGUCCGCCGAUCUGUCUCGUCAUUAUGUGCAACGAUUUUAUUAUUUACGCAAAGACCAGCUACAGUUGAUCCAGCCAAACCAAACAUCCGACACGCGGCAACAGGAGAAGAGACAGUGCCAACCAAAGCAGAAGAUGCGGUCAGCAGCAAGAGCGUGACACUGAUGUCAGUUGAAGACAUGCUCUCUCAGAUAUCUGGGUGCUACAACCGACCCAACAGUUCACGUGAGCUCAGGACAGGGUUGAUUGAGACUUAUGCAACCUUGUUUAUUUUGCUUGGAACGGAGUUUGUAGAGGCUAAUUACGAUACGAUCACCAAACAUAUCUUGUGUGAAAUAUUGGAUAAAGAACUAUCAGCGUCUGAUAGCGCGUACCUUCGAACCCAGGUGAACUUUCUUCUUCAUCACACGAUCAACAAGAAGCUCCUGAGUGAACAUGGACAGGCAUUUGCGAUUAAAACACUGACAAAUAGCUGGGUCAAAAAGUGGCCACCUCUGAUGGCGAACCAGGUGGCUCCAAGUAAACAGAUUUUGUUAUGUGUGACCAACCUGAUAUCACAGCUCGUAUCAGAACUCGAAGGAGCAGCAAGCUCAGUGCAAGAAGUCAUUGUUGAACCUCUCUUCGUUUUGCUAAGUCAUCCCAGUUUUGCGGUUCAGAUGGCUGCUGUAUGGUGCAUUCGAUGCUUUUGUAACGCAUGUCCUUCUAAUCUGCUAAAGCUUUUACCCAAAACGAUGAACUUAUUGGAAAAAGACUUGAGUAACUUGACCAACCCGGCAACGACGACCAAGACAUUUCAACGAACGAUUGCGUACGCGUACACUGCUGCUGCCAUCUUGAGUGUCUUUCCUGCUCAUCCCAUAUACACAUCAUUCGAAUUGAGUGCGCGAGCCAUGUCACUGUCAAGUCAACUGGUGAAACAAGUUCACAAGGACCCCAAGAUUGCCAGUGUUCAAGUACAGGUCGCGUGGACCUUGAUUGGUUCUGUGAUGUGUCUGGGGCCAAACCUUGUCAAGAUCCAUCUACCGCAGCUGCUACUGCUCUGGAAGAGCGCGUUGCCGAAACCAAGCGGUAAAGAAGUCAAUUCGAUUCGAUCCGAACCUGAGUGGUCCUUUCUGUUCCAUACCCGUGAAUGUGCGAUCAGCUCGAUCUACAGCUUUUUAUUGCACAACAGUCAAUCGCUCGUCACGCUUGAUAUCGCCAAACGUAUCGCUGCAUUACUCAACAACACGCUUGCAUUCCUGGCCACAGCACCUGUCACGUUUGCAGUCACUACGCUUUCACCCUGUGUGCCCUACGAAACAAGAUUGAUUGACCAGUCUUACUGUCUUCGCCGACGCAUCUUUCAAUGCUUCAUUACGCUCCGACCCCAUCUGCCGACUUACGAGUCAUCACUCAACAGUCUGCUGCGACACUCAUUGACAGUGUUCAUCGAGCUGGACAAAAUCUCUGCCUCCUCACGUGCUCAACAGCAAGUCACUGCUACUGUGCCUGGACAGUUUGUGAGUGUUUGGAAUAUAGCAGACGGGCAUGGAUGUGGUGUGACGAGCAAGAUGCGAGGAUACCAUGUCGAGAUUGUCUCUGCUGUUGAAGACACCUAUGAAGAAAUCAACCGUGGGAAAGAGUGGAUGACAAAGGACCGGUUUGAACGUGUUGAAGAGUUGCUAGAGCGGCCGAUGAUAGGUUCACUUGAGCUCGACCCAUUUUAUGCAUACACACACCAUGACGGCAAUAAAAAAAAAUCCUAUAUCCCUCAGCCUGUGUCGCCAUCGACCUCGUACGUAGACGCGAGUAUUGAGCUGUUUGCCACCUUAUUCUGUAAUCAGCCUACGCCUAUUCAAGAGUCCACGUUUGAACUGAUGGUCAAGGCCGUGAAGGACCCGAAACUCGAAAGAAACUCACCUCGUCGUGCGGCCCUCUUGGUCAAUAUCGUCGUUGCCUUAAUUGGCGCUUUCAAGCAUAUGGCGGUCUUAUCGAGAAAGAAGAAGGAGGUAAUUGGGCUGAGCCCGAAAGCGACACAACUGCUUCAGGAAAUCCUGAUGGAAGUCGUCACUCAUCCUGACCCUUAUUUAAGAAAUGUUGCAUGUGAAGCGAUUGGUCGUCUGACAAACAUUGUGGGUGGCACGUUUGUUGCCUCACAGAUGCAGAUUCUAGUAGACCUUGUCGUCAGUAACCGAGAUCCGGAUGUUCGAGCAGGAUGUGCAUUGGCGAUUGGAUACAUUUAUAGUCAUGUCGGCGGUAUGGCUGCUGCAACACAUCUGAAGACGAUCGUUGGUAUUCUGUUGUCGCUAAGCAGUGACCCGCAUCCGGUGGUCCAUGCUUGGGCGCUUGAAGCAAUGGCUAUGACGGUCAGUGCGGCCGGUUUGAUGUUUUCGAGUUAUGUCAAUAGUACACUCAGCAUGGUAGCCAAGUUAUAUCUUAGUGAGACACACGAGCCUGGAAGUGGGUCGAUUGCGGUCAGUAACGCCGGCAUGUCUGUUGGAUUUACGGCAUAUCAAGAGUUUGGACGUAUCAUUUACGAGCUCAUUGGCACCCUUGGUCCAGAACUGCAGGCUUCGCCCAAGGUGAGAGAGCUUUGCUUGAAUAUGGUCGAAGAACUCAAGUUGGAACCUGAUGAAAGAGUCAAUGUAGAAGCGAUUCGAUGUAUUCAACAUUUCUUGAUGUUUGCGCCCAAGUAUCUAAACGUUUAUGAUCUUGUUCCCUACCUCCAGCAUCAAAUCACGAGCCUUCAUUUACCACUGAAACGCGCAGCAGUCACCUGUCUGUAUCAAUUAGUACAACGUGAUUCAGAGCUUGUGUUUAAAGCAGCACAGCCUGGCCUUGAUAGCGAGUUGUUCAAGAUGCUUGACACCGAUCCACAGCUUUCUGAUGUCAAAAACGUUAUCCGCAACUGGCUACAGGAAACGGCAGUAGCCGAACCUUCGAUCUGGGUAAACAUCACAAAGCGUAUCGUGACAGGUACCACAGUUCCUACGUCAACAAAGUCGGACACACUGGACAAUGAUGCAGGUAAAAAGUCAUUUGAUGAUGAAGAAGAUGACGACGACGAAUUUGGGGAUGACGAUGCAGAUGGAUUUGUGGAUGAGGAUAACGCAGAUAUCACUACCACUGUAGCGGAUGCGUCUGGCUUGACGGCCAAACUCUCUGUCAAUGUCGAGAUCCCUCCUCGUUGGCGCACACAACUCUUUGCACUUGAAUGUCUUCAGCAGACAAUCGAGCUCGUGGCUGCAAGCGGUAUUCGCGAACACUUUGAUCUCAUAUUGGCACGUCGUCGUCGACAGCAGGCAGGGCUAGGCGACUACCUCGUCUUUCGUGUGCCUGAUCUCAUUCGACUUUCGUUUACAGCUGCAACUGCUCAUGUCAAUGAGCUCAGACUAGCAGGCAUUCAUCUGUUACGACUCGUGAUUGAAAAAUUUGCUACGACUGCCGAUGCUGAUCUGGAAGAUAUGUUGCUCCUUGAACAGUACUCUGCACAAAUUGGCGCUGCACUGACACCUGCCUUUGGUGUUGACUCAUCUUCAGAAAUCGUUGCAGCUGCAGUAAAAGUAUGUGCUAUCUAUGUAGGUAGUGGUAUUGUCAAGGACCUGUAUCAACUGGGUCGUGUGCUAAAGCUCUUGACAUCUGCGCUGGAUCGCUGUAAAGGAGAAACAAAAUUAACAGGCGUAGGAGAGGUCAAAGACUUGAGUUCUCAUGCUUCGGUUAUGGUCAAAUUGGCCGUCUUGAAUGCUUGGGCCGAACUUCAAGUCGCAAGCCAAAAACAAGGUUAUCUCAAGCAGAUACUGCAGCCCAACUUGAGCGUCCUGUCGUCCAUGUGGCUCCGUUCCCUACAGGAUUAUGCGCGCAUCCGUUUAGAAUCAGAUAUUGUCGCGCUGUCAAAUCGUAGUGAACGUAUUCAAACGGCAUCGAAUAGCAGCAUUGAUUCAAUGUAUUCAGCUGCUACAAAAGACGUCGUGCUACCGUAUUACCGUCGCUCAUGGCUCAAGAUUAUGGAAGCAGUGGCAACCCUAGUUGAAACGCAAACACCGGCCAUGCUUGAAGCGAUAGCAAAUAAUCCUGACUCAAAAGCGGAUGGACAGGCGUCUAAUCUGUUUUAUAUUCUGUUUGGGCUCUGUAUCGAGAGUUUGUCACGCGCGUCCAGCAGCAGCAAAACCGAUUCGACAACCAUUCCUACCUGUCUGCGUGCCCUCCGUACCUUCAUUCAGCCUUCUCUUGCGGGUAAUCAGUUUGUGCCAAAAGCAGUCUUUUUGGAGCUGAUGAAUGUAUUUGAUCGUCUCAUUCGAACAGAGAGCUACAAGAUUCAAAUGAUCAUUGUUGAAACCGUUCAGCGGCUAGUUCAGAAUUAUGGUGCCUCGUAUCUGUGCGAUGACCUGGAGAAUGUUUCUUCUGAAUCCAAUGCGUUUCCAAUCACAUCAAAGAUGUAUUAUAUUUUGAGAGUCCUCAUCAACGUCUUUCUUCAAUAUGUUCCUGGGCUAUCAACCAAGCGAACGUCAUUGCCGCCCUCUGACGCUUCGGAUAACUUAGCUAUACUGCUUAGCUUUUCGCUUGAUUCAUUUGCUCAGUUGGUAGGAAUCACGCCUAGGCAAUACAAGGUUGAUCUCCUGGCUGUCUGUCUACGGGUGUUCUCGGAUAUCUUUACAAACGAGAGAUUCAUACAGACCCUAGCGCCCCGUGCGCUCGUGUCAUUAAAGACUGCCGUUUUCAACUUUGAAUCAGACCUGUCGCCCACAGAUGUUGUAUAUUUAUCAAAGAUUAUUACAGCAACAACGUAUACGCUCUUGGGAGACUUUUCUUCGCUACAAUAUGAAAAGGAAGAACUGACAACUGCUUCACAAAAGAAUAGGUUAUUAGCUACAGUACUGGUGAUGACAGGUUGUCCUCAAGCCACUUUACAUUCGACAGAAUCAAGAGCUCAGCUUAUCAAAGUGCUUAAAAUGUGCUUACCGUCUAACAAUGCCGAGCUAUCUGCAACAGCUCAUCAGUGUGUCCGUAACUUUAUCUCGCUUCCUGAAAAGAGGAAUAUCCUGUCACUGGCUACUCUAGGACAGGUCAUGGCUAGCUCUUUAUUAUCUUUUACUAUCACUCGCAUUGUAGCAGCCAAACAUACCGAUGACACGCUUCCUGCGCUAAAUGAAAAUAUCAAGACUUUGCUGACACUUCUGAACAGUGUUCAAGAAGAACAACAAUAUUCUGUUCUUUGCAUUAUUUUACCCACACUAACCAUCUUACUGGAUGAUCCUCCAUACAAUGGAACCGAAUCCAAGGCUCAUGAUGCAUCAUUGACGCAUCUACUCUCGAUUGCUACCAAUAUGCCUGCAGUAUUCCGUGAGACCGUAUUAAAUCUACCUCAUCAUAUUCGCACCAAACUUGAAUCGGCUAUGCGAUACAGUAUAUUAGAAAAACAAAAGCAGCAACAAGAACAACAGCAGCAAAUAAAAGAAGAGCAACAGCGUAGAGCAAUGAAUGAAGAUCAUAAGCAACCAACGAUUGCGCUUAAAAUGGACUUUAGUCAUUUUGGAUAAUGAUGUGUACAUAACAUACAGAGUUAAUUAGAAUUUGAUAACGUAUUUACCUUAAAUAAAAAUGGG